ACGUGGCUUAUUUUGCUAUACAAAUGGCAACAACCUCCUAUACAUUGCAGUUCCAAUGAAUAUGACCCCGUGCUUACCUUACAACUUAUAUCUUCUUAGUCAAUCAAAUGCAUAUAACUGAAGAAUAAACCACCAAAGCAGGGGACUUAAAAGACUUCCAAUUUUUUCCCAGUGCAAGAAUUGUGAAUUUUCUGUGCUUGCUGCAUUCUCAGUCUUCAGUAAUUUCUCAGGUUCUAUGUACUGAUCAUGGAUUCAAAUGCUGCAACAGAAGUUGGAGAAAUGGACAUGAUUAGCAAUUUGCAUGAAAGCAUUCUUGGUCACAUACUCUCUUCCCUUCUGACUAUAGAAGCGAUUCGGACAAAUGUGUUGUCUAGAAGGUGGAUUCAUGUAUGGAAAUCUAUAAAAAGUCUAAAGUUUGAUGACAGUUUGCUCAUUCAUGGAAAGAAGAUGCAGAAAGAGGAAUUUGUGUGUUUUGUGAACACAGUUUUAUUUCACCUUGCUAAUUCAACCAUCCAGAGUUUCUCUCUUUGUUUAACAUCUUAUAAUUAUGAUUCACCCAAAGUGAGUGCAUGGAUCUCCUCUGUCUUAGAAAGGGGAGUCCAGAAGCUUAACAUUCAGUAUGCUGAUAAUGUCCCUCUUUCUUCCAAUUCCCUUUUUAGCUGCAAUUCUCUUGUAGAGUUGGUGCUUCAAAUGAGAUGUACUCUUAAUGCUCCCAUCUCUUCUUGUCUCCCAAACCUUCAAAGCCUUCACCUUUCCGGGGUUAGGCUAGUGAGUGAUUCCCCCACUUAUUCCAAUGACAUAACUCUUAGCUUUCCGGUCCUCAAAGUGUUUGAAGCUAGAGUAUGUGAGUGGUCAACUAUGCAGGACAUUUGUAUUCAAGCACCUCUACUUGAAAGGCUUUCCAUUAAGAACUCCCUAUCAAAUGAAGCUUGUAAAUCUGCCAUUCAGGUUUUUAGUACAUGUCUAACAGAUUUCUCUUAUGAGGGCGAUCUUGAACAAGAGAUCAUUCUAUUUGAUCCGUCAUCCAUUCGUAGUGCUUCUGUUGUGAUUGUUAUUGAUGAAGAUGGUAAUGACAGAAUCGAAGAACUUGUGUUUCAAGCACGAAAGCUUCUCGGACAAAUCCAUCAGGUUGAACAACUGAAAUUAUUGUUUUACAAGGUCUUAAUCCAUGCUAAAGAUAUCUUCACCCAUUUGCCUGCCUUUGGAAGGUUGAAUAAUCUGCAACUGAAUGAGGUUACUGGUGAAGCACUGUUGCACUUAUUCCACCAUUCUCCAUUUCUUAAUACUCUUGUUUUACUUAAUGGAGUGUGCGAUUUAAAUAAAGAUGUUUUGACUGCUGCAUCAGUGCCUCAUUGCUUUUUGUCAAGCUUCAAAGUAUUUCAGUUUAAUGGAUUUAAUGUGAAAGAGCCUGAGCUUUGUCUGGUAAAAUUUGUGUUGGCAAAUGCGGCAAUCUUGGAGCGGGUGACUAUAUGUACAGCUUUUUGGUUGCGAUAUUCAGAUAUUGACAUGGGGAAAGUUAAGGAGCAGAUACUUUCAUUACCAAAAUGUUCCAGAUUAUGCAAGAUAGAAUUUUGUGAUGUCAACGGUUUCUGAAGAUUUCAUAACAUCCAAAGAGUACUUGUUUGUACUGUUUCUUUAUGAAUAACGGAAAAAUAUAACAGAAGCUGUCAAAAUUUAACUGACACCUUAAAUGCCCCAGCUUCACUCUUGGUAUCAGUGUUCAUAUUUUUAGCAUCUUAAAUACUUUCAUGAACUACAUGGUAAAAUGCAGAUGGGGAACAUUUGAUUGCUGUUGCUUCUGUUGUGAUGUAAUUCAAAGUGGUUAUGGACUUAUGGUUAUGUUAGGUGUUGUUAUGUUAGUUGCAAGAGAAUGUAUAUAGUUUGGAAGUUGCCACCAGUGUAGUUUGGUAGUUGCCAAUCUGUUGAAGUGUUAGAUAACUAGUUGGUUGUAAUCGUAUUAGUGAGUGAGUUAGUACAUUAAUAAAAAAGUUCAUUCACCAAUUA
Messenger RNA from Lotus japonicus, 2004 nucleotides. RefSeq names its product F-box/FBD/LRR-repeat protein At3g14710-like. The record is from RefSeq and is a predicted model, not a curated record. NCBI's taxonomy places the organism in Eukaryota, Viridiplantae, Streptophyta, Magnoliopsida, Fabales, Fabaceae. Bases 247 to 1593 code for a protein of 448 amino acids. The transcript is spliced from 4 exons. Gene Ontology annotation, molecular function: protein binding.